GCUGUUGAAAUCAAAGACAUUUCUCAAAAAUUUAAACAAAAGCAAGAUGCUUUGGAGAUGAAAGAUAAACAAAUUGAAGAAAUUCAUCAAGCAUUGAGAAUGAAGAAAGAUGAAGAAAUGGACAGAAAAAGGAAAAUACACAACACUCACAAGAUGAUAGAAGACUGGAAAAAGGAGCUUAAUACAAUGUUGGUCUGUGAGAAUCUUCAGCUACAAACUGAUGCUGUUAAUAAUGAGUUGAAAAAAUUACAAGAAGAAAGGGCAAAUAUUGAUAGCGAUAUCAAUGAUCUAACAGCAGAGAAAAUGAACCAAGAGAGGGAAAAGAAAAGAAUAAUUAACCGCCUUGGACAACUUAAUAAUUUAAUGAAUAUGAAGGAAGAGAAUCUUAAAAGGAGAUUCCAAGACACACACUCUGCUCUUAUGUGGCUACGAAAAAACAAAGACAAGUUUAAAAACAAAGUUUGUGAACCCAUGAUGCUUGAAAUCAAUAUGAAAGACAAUAGACAUGCUAAAUAUGUUGAAAAUCACAUUUCAGCCAAUGACAUGAGGGCUUUUGUUUUUGAGAGUCAAGAAGAUAUGGAAAUGUUUCUUGUGGAGAUGCGCGAUCAUCAGAAACUAAAAGUGAAUGCUGUAUGUGCGCCUGCUGAAUCAUGUGCUGAAAUCUUACCUUUGAGACCUAUCGAAGAAUUACACCGAUACGGAUUUUUCUCAUAUUUACGAGAGUUAUUUGAUGCUCCUCAUCCUGUGAUGAGUUAUCUUUGCUCCCAGUACCGAGUUCAUGACGUCCCUGUGGGAACAGAGAAGACCAGAAACAUGAUUGAAAGGGUGAGGUGUCCUAAACAGCACAAACGCACCUGUGGUCUAGAGUUUUAUUUCAGAAAUUCUUUGAGGCUUUUUGCUGUUGUAGGCUUACUGGACACCUUAUAUCCCUUUGAAGUACUAUACUACCUUGUGUUAUG
This is a messenger RNA of Eurypyga helias (sunbittern), 959 nucleotides long. RefSeq names its product structural maintenance of chromosomes protein 5-like. The record is from RefSeq and is a predicted model, not a curated record. Lineage: Eukaryota; Metazoa; Chordata; Aves; Eurypygiformes; Eurypygidae. Gene Ontology annotation, molecular function: ATP hydrolysis activity; ATP binding. Gene Ontology annotation, biological process: double-strand break repair via homologous recombination. The transcript has 7 exons. The annotation marks the transcript as partial. Gene Ontology annotation, cellular component: Smc5-Smc6 complex.